Messenger RNA from Megalops cyprinoides (Indo-Pacific tarpon), 2259 nucleotides. RefSeq names its product suppressor of cytokine signaling 6 (gene socs6a). Bases 536 to 2125 code for a protein of 529 amino acids. The record is from RefSeq and is a predicted model, not a curated record. The transcript is spliced from 3 exons. Gene Ontology annotation, biological process: phosphatidylinositol phosphate biosynthetic process; protein ubiquitination; intracellular signal transduction. Gene Ontology annotation, cellular component: phosphatidylinositol 3-kinase complex. Gene Ontology annotation, molecular function: 1-phosphatidylinositol-3-kinase regulator activity. Lineage: Eukaryota; Metazoa; Chordata; Actinopteri; Elopiformes; Megalopidae.
UGUGCUAGCUGGCUAAGGUUCCCUGGUGUCCUCUACCGAGCUAGCAACGUGAUUUAACACGAAAUUACGAAUUAAGAUUGCCAAAGAUCCGCAAAUUUAGCUAGCUAUCGUUAGCAUUUAACUAGUAGUUUUGCUGACACGAACAAGACUGGCAUAUGAUUUGACGGUACCUAUCUACCUUGCUAAACAAGCUAAAAACGUCAGUGUAGCUGCUUAACGGUAUUAGCUAGGAGUGGAGUAGCAAAUUGUGAUUAACAACGUUGUCUUAAACUGAAGAAAUUCCCCCAUUAAAAGUAUACGUUAACGGACGGUAAUAUCAGACAGCACGCACAUAUACAGAUUUUGUAGUUGGAGGUGUAAGGCCUAUGGACAUCCAUCUUAAACUGCAUUAUUAUUCCCAAUAAGCAAAGGGGAUGCCAGUCCUGGUACUUGCUUGACAAGGUGAAGGCAGCCUGAUGAAAAAAUACUAUAGAUAGCACAUUUUGAAAAUCAUAGGUGAAACACCCUAUGCCCUCAUUUGAGAGGGACAUUCAUAAUGAAGAAGAUAAGCCUUAAAACGAUCAGAAAGUCAUUUAAUAUAAGUAAAGGUAAAGAGGAGGGGGAAUUUGUUGUGGUUCAACAACAAACAUUGGCUGCUGAUUUCACAAAAGAAGAUUCUCUUUUUGGUGGGUGUUACAGCAAAGACCUUGCAAAUUGUGACCUUAAUGGUGAAGAGGAAAAGGGGCACAAAAACCGGUCCAAGAGUGAAAGUUUAAUGGGCACACUAAAAAGGAGGUUGUCAGCAAAGCAGAAAUCUAAAGUCAAAGGAAGUUCUCCCUCUGUUGGUUCCAUAGAUGAUGACACAUUUUCCUCUUCCUCUGCCCCAGUAAGCUUUAAUGAUGUGAAAGCCCAGCGUCCCUUGCGCUCCACUUCCCUGCGUAGCCAUCAUUACAGCCCUACUCCUUGGCCACUUAGGCCAGCUAACUCUGAGGAAACAUGCAUUAAGGUGGAAGUGAAGGUGAAAGCCUUGGUUGAUUCAUCCACUCCCAGUCCAGCUCUUAAUGGUGUUCGAAAAGAGUUCCAUGACCUCCAGAUGGAUGGACUUUUCCAGGAUCCAAGUGAGUCUUUGAAGAACCCUGAAUCUCCGAAUGGUGACUUGCAUCUUAAUAUUGAUGAACAUGUGCCUGUAGUUAUUGGAAUUACUCCUCAGGACUAUAUUCAGUACACAAUGCCUUUAGAUGAGGGAAUGUAUCCAGUUGAAGGAUCACACUCUUACUGUUUGGAUAGCUCCUCACCUAUGGAAGUCAUGCCACAUGUAGAAAGGGGUUCUCUUCAUGUGGACGACGGACAGAUUGACCAAGAUCUUGUUAUGUCACCAGACAUCUUCAUGGAACCCUCAGUGAAUGGACUCCUUAUUGGUAACACAGGCAUGGUGCUUCAGAGCUCCAGAGUAGAUGCUCCACCCCUUUCACCAUUGCUACCUCCACUCCUGGGCAGUCAGUUCCAAAGGCACUUCCCCGGCUUUUGCGGUGCUGAUUCUCAAGUUACGGAGAGGGUGAGACAUCACCUGAAUUUUGACCCUAAUUCUGCUCCAGGGGUUGGCAGGGUGUACGAUUCGGUUCAGAACAGUGGGCCGAUGGUUGUAACAAGUCUUACAGAGGAGUUGAAGAAACUUGCCAAACAGGGUUGGUAUUGGGGUCCUAUAACACGCUGGGAAGCAGAGGAAAAACUUGUCAACCUGCCAAAUGGUUCAUUCUUAGUGCGCGACAGCUCAGAUGAUCGUUACCUCUUGAGCUUGAGCUUUCGCUCACAGGGUAAGACACUUCAUACAAGGAUUGAACACUCGAAUGGCAGGUUCAGCUUUUAUGAACAGCCAGAUGUGGAGGGUCAUAUAUCCAUAGUAGACCUCAUUGAGCAUUCUAUAAAGGACUCUGAAAAUGGGGCAUUCUGUUAUUCUAGAUCUCGCUUACCAGGGUCUGCUACAUAUCCUGUUAGACUGACAAACCCUGUUUCUAGGUUCAUGCAAGUGCGAUCACUGCAGUACCUGUGUCGGUUUGUUAUUCGUCAGUACACGCGGAUAGACCUGAUUCAGAAACUGCCUUUGCCAAACAAGAUGAAAGAUUAUUUGCAGGAAAAGCACUACUGAAAUGCUGAAAUGGGACAAACUUGCAACUUUAAUUUUUGGGUUCAGUAAUAAAAUUAAACAUGGUUUACAAACAUUGUGGAUCUGAAAUGUUGGACACCACUACCUUAUUUAAGUGAAAAUUUGUUUUGUGUUAG